GGAGCGUGCAUUAUACACACACUGCAUGCCAACGCAUGCUUUCCAAGGUUUCGCGGUGGUGGGCAUAUUAACUUGAAUAACUUGAUUUAGAGAAAGGUACUCGCGGGUUUCGACGGGUCGUCAGGUUGCCGCUUGGUCGGGGGGCUCAGCCGAAUGUCGCUGCCUUCAUCGAGGGCACAAUCCGGGGACGCGUCUCCACCAUCCACUUUGAGCUUGCGGUAGCCACAAUAGCGUCGACGCAGUACGACACAAGUCAUGAGCAGAACGACCGCGGCGGUCGCCCCCACGAUUGCUGCAACAAUCGCCAGGUAGUUUUUGUUGCGCACCACAGUGUCAAGAAGCGUCAGUGUCUUGGCCUGAUAGUGCACAUAUCGCAGGGGCUGGAGGUCGAACCUUUUCUUUUGCCGUGGCGUUUCGCAAUAUCCAACGUUGUUUCGCACAGCUAGCCAGUUGCUGAGCUCGCUCCAUGUCUCCAAGUGCGCGCAAUCGGUAAGCUGGUACGGCUGCGCUUCAUUCACGCCAUGCUGCUCCAGGUUGAGAAUGAACUUGCCGCCAACUUCCUUGACUCCCAUCAGAUAGCAGUCAACGUUGACGACGACGUGGAAACUGCGCAAGUGCAGCUUCUUCAAGUGCUGCUUCUUCGAGUGCUUGAGCGGAUCCGUGGUAGUUUCGUUGUGAGCUUCAAUCGAGUCGUAGUACAAAAUCAACUUGUCGCAAAUGGACGUCGAGUUGUACAGGGCAAAUGCUUGUUGUACUGCUUCUUGCACUGCUGAAGGUGCCUUGGAAGAGUCGAUCGAGGUCCAGACCACAGCCUUUGGCACUGGGGCGGUAGUUGUGGAUACGGCAUUUGGGUGGAUGGUGGUAACUGAUGUGUCCUUUUGAGGUUUUUCCGGGUCGCGGUUAUCCUUGUCAUCGUCAUUGUUAGAUUCAUCGUGAUGUAAUGUAGUCUUGGGCGAUGCUGUCGUUGUUGGAGCUACCGUUGUAGCUUCCUCAUCGAUGAGGUCUUCAAUUGAUACGUCAUCUCCAUCGUCUGUGUCAUCUUCAGGACAUGGAUCAAACUCGCAGUUGUUCAAUGGGUUCGGGUGCACCUUCGUCCGGCCAUCGGCGCAUGUGUGCACAACCUUUUUGCACGUGACGACCUCGUCAUCGAUAUCGUCCCCGUCAUCGUCGUUGUCAUCGUCCCCAUCAUCAUCAUCACCAUUGUCUUCACUUUCGUCAUCACUGCCAUCUUCUUCUUCCAAGUCCUCAGGACAUAGAUCGAACUCACAAUCGUUGAACGGAUUCGGGUACACCUGUGUGAUCCCAUCGGCACAGACGUACACAAGGUCCUUGCACUUCAGCUUUUUCAUUCCCACGAGGGGAGACGCAUGUCCUCCCGUGGAAGACUCGUCCAUGAAGAGAAACAUUGCUACCGUGAGCGCACUCACGGCCUUGGACAUGUGCAUGGUGGUGAUCGGCGUCCGCGGUCCAGGGAAAGGGCGAGAGUGCGCACGUUGAUCGCUCUGGGAAGUUCCUCGCUGGCUG
Aphanomyces invadans is the source of this 1524-nucleotide messenger RNA. RefSeq lists its product as hypothetical. The transcript has a single exon. The record is from RefSeq and is a predicted model, not a curated record. Lineage: Eukaryota; Oomycota; Saprolegniomycetes; Saprolegniales; Verrucalvaceae. The coding region runs from base 997 to 1497 and encodes 166 amino acids.